Messenger RNA from Brassicogethes aeneus, 348 nucleotides. Lineage: Eukaryota; Metazoa; Arthropoda; Insecta; Coleoptera; Nitidulidae. The record is from the annotation of a GenBank genome assembly.
AUGAAAUUGACUUUGAAAAAACAAGGGAUCAAACGUACCAUCCGUGAAGCCAUUGAAAUAAAAAAACGUCCAAGAAACUUCAACACAAGAGACGAUAAACAGAGACUACCAACUGCAUGGAAACCAGCUCUUACAACCACCAAAACGCCACGCAGAUUAACGAGAUCAAUGGAGCCGAACAUAACACAAGUUCAAUCGCAGUCACGGUUAAUGACGCGGAAAGCUAAGAUGAUAUAUAAACAACGAUCAGCGGCAACGGAGCUCACUUCACGUCUAACUCGCAGCAGAUCGGCAACAGCAGCCCAGCAGAUAAGACCUGAAGAUGGUACAUGAGAUUGUACCGAAACG